CCACAAAAUCCAAAUCAAAAGAUAAUGCGAUUCCACGGCAUACCGAGUCCACGGUUUCAAGAAAAGAGCUUCAAGAAAAUGAGGUUAGCAAUGCCUCCGCACAACAAAAAAAGGAGGUUAGCAACGCCUCCGCACGGGUAAAAAGUUCUGGUGCUAAGAAGACCGUAGCUAGGAAAAAAACUACCACCAAGUAUAGGUCGUGCCUCAGGACAUUUCUAGAGAUGACCGAUAUACCGACCGGAGGUGUUCAGACCCUACAUAUGGAGGUAGGGAUUUUCGGCUUUGAUUACGACCAAAUGAUUGGUAAUGAAGACUUCAUGCAAGUUUUUAGUCAUGAAGAAAUCGGCGUCAACGUUGUCAAUACAUAUAUUAGGUUUUUGUAUGACAAAUUGAUGCGCCCCAAUGGUUUGGACGUGUCAUUCGGAUUCUUAGCACCCGCGACCGUCAACUUAGUUUUAAUCUUAAAUAGACCGGAUACCGUGACGGAGUACGUUCUUCGGAUCCUCAUGGACAAUAAAGAUGCGGAGAAGUUGUUUUUUAUACCGUUUAAUACCGGUGGACAUUGGUUGUUGCUCGCAAUCAAUCCUAUCCGAGAAAUUGUGUAUUAUCUUGACUCGUUAGGAAAUGAUUGGACAACAUACCCGGAUAUGAAGGUCCUAAUUGACACCGUCCUACAAGCUUUUCGGGCCCAACGAGUUAUCCAAACCUCAAGGAGGGAGGAAAUCGACUUAGUUAAAAGCAAAAUCGAUCCUAUCUUGGAGGCUAUACAAGCUCUGGAUGGAAGAGAGGAAGAGGCUCGUGUUACCGUUGCUGCAAGGAAUGACGCUCCUGUUCAAGAGCCUACUCUCCUAUCAGGACCUUCAGUUCUUAUUCCCAAUCCCGUUAUUUAUGGUCUUCCUCUUGGUUUCACUCCUCCGCCUGAGGGAACUUGUGUUCCUUAG
Messenger RNA from Lathyrus oleraceus (garden pea), 941 nucleotides. RefSeq lists its product as uncharacterized. The transcript has 6 exons. NCBI's taxonomy places the organism in Eukaryota, Viridiplantae, Streptophyta, Magnoliopsida, Fabales, Fabaceae. Gene Ontology annotation, biological process: proteolysis. Gene Ontology annotation, molecular function: cysteine-type peptidase activity. The record is from RefSeq and is a predicted model, not a curated record. The coding region runs from base 222 to 941 and encodes 239 amino acids.